AUGACCGUCAACAGGCGUGCGAGUGCAAAUGCCGUUGAAACAGCAGCGGACUUAUCGGAGCCCUCAACCUUCGAGGCGGUAGUGAGCGGCCCUGACCAAGUGCACUGGAGAAAAGCAAUUCAUGCAGAGCUCGAGUUAAUGCGACUUCGUAAUGUGUUUCGUGCAGCCAAGCUGCCUAACGGACAACGCGUCAUUAGCACAAAGUGGGUGUUCAAGAUCAAGCGCAAGGCGGAUGGGUCAAUCGAGAAGUGCUAG
This is a messenger RNA of Peronospora matthiolae, 255 nucleotides long. The record is from the annotation of a GenBank genome assembly. NCBI's taxonomy places the organism in Eukaryota, Oomycota, Peronosporomycetes, Peronosporales, Peronosporaceae.